GCGGCGCUCGCCGCCCACCGCCGCCGGAACAAAAGGGGCGGCCGAAGGUGGCGGCGCUCUGCGCCCGCCCGCUCCCGCCGCGCUCCGCCACCAUGUCCGGCAGCGGCGGCAGCUCGGCCGGCAACGCCGUGAAAAAGCGCAGCCCCGCCGGCUCCAACGCCUCGCUGGCGCACGAUGAGGAGAAGCAGGCGAUGGAGAAGAUGCUGGAGGCGGCUCAGGAGAACGGCUGUGCCCGCUCGCCGUCGCCCAGCGCCUCGGCGGAGGGGGUGACCCUGCAGCGGAACAUCACCCUGCUCAACGGCGUGGCCAUCAUCGUGGGCACUAUCAUCGGCUCGGGCAUUUUUGUGACCCCCACGGGGGUGCUGCGGGAGGCCGGCUCGCCGGGGCUGUCGCUGGUGGUUUGGGCCGUGUGCGGCGCUUUCUCCAUCGUGGGCGCUCUGUGCUACGCCGAGCUGGGCACCACCAUCACCAAGUCCGGCGGGGACUACGCCUACAUGCUGGAGGUGUACGGCUCCCUGCCCGCCUUCCUCAAGCUCUGGAUAGAGCUGCUCAUCAUCCGGCCCUCCUCGCAGUACAUCGUGGCCCUGGUGUUCGCCACGUACCUGCUCAAGCCCAUCUUCCCCACCUGCCCCGUGCCCGACCAGGCUGCCAAGCUGGUGGCCUGUCUCUGUGUCCUGCUGCUCACGGCUGUCAACUGCUACAGUGUCAAGGCUGCCACGCGUGUYCAGGACGCCUUCGCUGCUGCCAAGCUGCUGGCACUGGCACUCAUCAUCAUCCUGGGCUUCGUGCAGCUGGCCAAGGGUGAUGUGGAGAACCUGAGCCCCGAGAAAUCCUUCGAGGGCACCAAGGUGGACGUUGGGAACAUCGUGCUGGCCCUGUACAGCGGCCUCUUUGCCUACGGGGGAUGGAAUUACUUGAAUUUCGUGACGGARGAGAUGAUCAAUCCCUACAGGAAYCUUCCUCUGGCCAUCAUCAUCUCCCUGCCCGUGGUCACGCUGGUGUACRUGCUGACCAACCUGGCUUACUUCACCACGCUGAGCACCGAGCAGAUGCUGACCUCUGAGGCUGUGGCYGUGGAUUUUGGGAACUACCACCUGGGUGUGAUGUCCUGGAUCAUCCCUGUCUUUGUGGGGCUGUCRUGCUUUGGCUCUGUCAAUGGAUCUCUCUUCACUUCUUCCCGGCUGUUCUUCGUGGGAUCCCGGGAGGGGCACUUGCCUUCCAUCCUGUCCAUGAUCCACCCGCGCCUCCUGACCCCGGUGCCGUCCCUGGUGUUCACGUGUGUCAUGACCCUGCUCUAUGCCUUCUCCAACAACAUCUUCUCAGUCAUCAACUUCUUCAGCUUCUUCAACUGGCUCUGCGUGGCCCUGGCCAUCAUCGGCAUGAUGUGGCUGCGCUACAAGAAACCCGAGCUGGAGCGGCCCAUCAAGGUGAACAUCUGCCUGCCCAUCUUCUUCAUCCUGGCCUGCCUGUUCCUCAUCGCUGUGUCCUUCUGGAUGACACCCAAGGAGUGUGGCAUCGGCUUUGCCAUCAUCCUCAGUGGGAUCCCCAUUUACUUYUUCGGGGUCUGGUGGCAGAACAAGCCCAAAUGGGUUCUGCAGGGCAUCUUCCAAGCCACGGUGCUGUGCCAGAAGCUGAUGGAAGUGGUUCCUCAGGAAUCCUAGGCUGGAGGAGCAGGGACACUGAGCUCGAGGAAACGCACAACGAAAUUCGGAGAUGACGCACGGUCCUGAUCCCUCACUCCCAGAGCCCCACCGUCCCCAGGGCUCUGCUGUGCCUCCUGCACCCCUCUGAGCCCUCUGCUCGCCGUCCCCAGGGCUCUGCUGUGCCUCCUGCACCCCUCUGAGCCUGCAGCCCAGCCACAAGAAGGUCUUGGUACGAGCUGGAGCCAGAGGAGCAAUUCCCAGGGCAUUCCAGAGGGAUGCUGGGUCUGUGUGUGUGUAGGGGCUGUGCUGGGCUCGGGGGGAUCUGUGCUUUGGGUCUGGGGUCUGCUGGAGCCUGGGGGGUGUUCUGAGAGCCUGGGGGGUCACAGGGACUGAGGGGGUCCUGAACUGCCUGGCCUGGCCUGGGGGAGGUUGGGAGGGGGAGGUUUGGCUGAUGUUGGCUCACCCCCCAAACUCACACCCCAUGUGGGGCACCCAGGGGCAGUGGGACAGGCAGAGGGGAUUGGUGACAUUAGGGGCUCUGUCUGGCUGUCCCUGUGUCCCUCCCCUGGGCCCUGCCACCCUCUGGGUUUGGAUCAGUGCUCUGGGUUGGGAGGCACCUUAAAUCCCACCCAGUGCCACCCCUGCCAUGGCAGGGACACCUCCCACUGUCCCAGGGUGCUCCAAACCCUGUCCARGGGACACUUCCAGGGAUSCAGGGGCAGCCCCAGCUGCUCUGGGCACCCAAAAUGYUCUGCUCCUCCUCCGUGCACCAGCCCUGGCUCAAUGAGACCCCUCAGCACCACCCUCCUGUUCCAGGAGCCAUCCUCCAGCACCACCCCUGAUCCCAACAUGAAAUCCUGGUUUGCUCUCAUGGGUGGUGCCCUCCCAUCCCUGAAUUCCCAUAGCUCCCAGCACUGUCCCUUAGGGACAUCCACAGUGUCACCCUUUGGAAAUCUGCAGUUCCCUGUGCUCAUUGUGCCUCUGCUCUSUGACACCCUCAGAAUUCCCAAGCCUCUUUUAUCCCCCUGGAGCUGCUUCGCUGUGUCUGUCACAGAUCUGUGUGCUCGUGCUUCGUGCAGGUGGCUUGGUGAACCAUUUCCCCUUUUUGUUGCACACUUGGCCGUUGGGAAGCCGGGCUGCUCCGGGAGCUGCCGUUCCCACUGCGUUCUGCUCACGGUGUGGGGAUCUUUGGGAUGAAGAACAUCCCAAAGGGAAGGACACCCCAGAACAGGCUCAGGUCCUGGGGAGCCCUGCAGCAGCCCAGGGUGUAGAGCAGGGGUGGUUCGUGCCCAGCUUUGGGGCCAUACCCAGCUAUGGGGCCAUGCCCAGCUUUGGGGUUGUGCCCAGCUUUGGGGUCAUGCCCAACUUUGGGGUCGUGCCCAACUUUGGGACCGUGCCCAGUGCAGCUCCUGCUCAAAGCAGGAACAGGAGACAAUCAGCUCUUCAUUCCAUGGCAGCUGGGGUGGAGAUUCCCUCCUGUGUUCAUCCUGGGAAUCCCUCCUGGGAAUCUCCACAGGGCAGACCCCAAAGUUUUUGGCCAGUGCCUGACUGUUCAGGGCCUCUGUGCAAUGAGUUGGAGCAUCCCAUGCCURUGGAGAGGCUUUGGUGUAAAUAAGGUCAGGAAUUACAAAAUCUGAACUCAGUUUUUGGCUUCUGGCAGCUGUGGGCUGAGGUUUGAGCAGUGAUGGGGAGUCCUCGCUCCUGCUGGRAUUGUUCUGUGGACAGGGGAGCUCAGGGAUCACCUGAGCCACUCGAGGUCUGGAUUUUUUGGCUGUGAGGUUUCAGGGCCUGGGCUCAGCCUGGGGGCUCUCAGUGACCAAAGCCACCAGCACAAUCCCUUGGGAUGCAAAGCAGAGGCAUUGGGAUCUCAGCCACCUCAACCCAAAGUCAGCUGGCACCAAGGGCCCUCCAGAGAGAGCUCAGGCUUGGGGCCAGACCUCCCAAAGGUUUGUUUGGACACAUGGUCCAGCAGGAGAUGGCCAUCACCUCACAGGGUCCUCCUGRUGACCCUCCCACACUGUUUGAAAGAGGAGCUAUCACACUAAAAAUCCCUUUUUUAAAUGAAAUAACGGAUUUAAAUUCAAUCCUUAACCUGCUCGCUUCGCUUUUUAUGGAUUUCCAUGAUUGUUCACUUGCUGCUGAAGAUCUCUGUCCUGUACUAACCCGAGGUUCUGCACUGAUCCCCUGGGGAUCUCCUCAGCAUCUCCUUGGCAAUAGAGGUUCAGGAAGAAMCUGAACCAAGUACCAGCACAGAGCCACAAAAACGCUGAAUUUGGUCAGCCACAGCUCACAUCUCAAAAGUUCUCUUCCAAAAACCCAAUUUCUUUCAUCCCAGAGUUGUUGCCCCCAUAGCUGCCCUCACCCAGAUCUUGGUGACGUGGCUGGAAGAAUUGGGUUGGUUUGUCCUGGAGAUUUGGGAGAUGAUGAGGGAAGAGGUAAAACUGAAUUUCAUUUUAUAAAGCAAAGACAAUGAAGUUCCUGCAGUUGAGGAAAUGGCUGCCAGCAGCCUCUGCUGUCCAGGGUUGGAUCAGCCACCAGCUGCCCUCAGCUCACGUUGUUCCGAUGGAUUUUGGUUUGGAAAGGGAGAGCACAUCCCUAGGAAAGCUCUCCUUGCUGCUCAUUGUCCUCAAAGGUGGAGUGAGUUGUGUUAGGGAGGGCAGGGGAGCCACACAGAGCCCCCAGGAUGGUUCCCAGCACCGAGCUGGGAUUGUUCCUGGUGUUUCUCCAUCACUCCCUUUGCAGCUCGUGGUCAGUCCCAGCUCCUGAAUSCACUGAGGGGAUAAACCCUGCACCCACAAUGUUCUAAAGGAGGUUCCAUGGGAAUCUCUUCCAUGUGACAGCUCCUGCAGUGCUGCCAGAGCUGUUGUGUCCGUGGAGUUCAGGAUGGAAAAGACCUUGAAGGUCACGAGGCCGUGCUGCAGCCACCCCGUGCUCCUUGGGCUGACCCCUUUGCUGUCCUCUCUGGUUGUUUUUGAGCCCAGGCUCCCAGGCAGGUGCUGUUUGGGGUGUUCACGGAAUUGCAUCCCACAGGGAUUGCUAAACAGAGCGGGAGCUGCUGCCCAGGCGCUUCCGUACCCGUUGGGUUCCUCUUUCUAAAUGAGAAAUCUUCCUCCAGCUGGGAGAGGAACCAGCCCUGCAAAAAUCGAGGAUUUAUGUCAUCUUGGUGGAUUUUUAAUGGCUUUUUUUUUUUUUUUAAACUUCCUGCAGAAAUUUGCAGUGUUUUCCAUCUCAGACACCGUGUUCUGGUAAACAGGCUUUUGUUUGGGAGGGCCCCCUCGGUGGCCACGGAGUUCAAAGGGACUCUGGCACAGUUGAACAGACUUUAAAGGCCCUUCAGCUGGACUUUGUUGUUCUCCAAGCCCUCUCCCAGUGGGUGGCUCAGACAAGGGRAUAAAUUGGGCUCCUCUGAGGGCUGCUGGUGGUGGGUCUGGGCAGAGCACAGCUCUUCCCUGGAGCUGGGACUUCCCAACCCUGGACAGAUGUUCUUGGGGCAGARUCGUGGUGUGGCUGCAGGGAAUCCCAGGGAAUAUUUCCACUCUGAGAGGUACCUGUGCCUUCAACCGAGGCCACGGCGCUUUUGGGCUUUAAUGAGAAAUCAAAUUGAGAAUAAAAAUCCCUGUGGAAACUGCCAAACGCUGCCAUUGCACAGCGCUCCCGCGGGAUUCCAGCUCUUCCAGCAUCCWUUGUGCUCUCCUGCCAUGAGAGGGGAGGGCAUUGGGAAAGCAGAGCAGCUCCCAGGGCUUGGGAAAGGGCAGCACAAGGGCACGGUGGCUCCAUAUCCCGGGGCUGGGGCUGAGCUCUGUGACUGAGCCCAGUGUUGAAUCCCAUCCUGGCUCUGGGAUGAGCCUGACCAAGCCCAGCUUUGAAUGCCAUCCCAGCUCUGGGAUGAGCCUGACUGAGCUCAGCAUUGAAUGCCAUCCCAGCUCUGGGAUGAGCCCAACCAAGCCCAGCAUUGAAUGCCAUCCCAGCAUUGAAUCCUAUCCCAGCUCUGGGAUGAGCUCGACUGAGCCCAGCAUUGAAUGCCAUCCCAGCUCUGGGAUGAGCCCAGCAUUGAAUCCCAUCCCAACAUUGAAUCCCAUCCCAGCUCUGGGAUGAGCCUGACUGAGCCCAGCACUGAAUCCCAUCCCAGCUCUGGGAUGAGCCUGACUGAGCCCAGCAUUGAAUCCCAUCCUGGCUCUGGGAUGAGCCCCAGCCAGCCACACUUGGCUGCCAACCAGGGAGAGCCCUGCAGGGAUGGCAAAAUGCUCCCUCAUCCCUGCCAGGACAUCCCAGGACACCUCGGUGCUGAGGAUGCUCCAGGGGCUCCUCGUUCCUUCAGGAGUUCCAACAACCCAGGAUUCUGCUGGGUUUGCCUGGGCUCGAGUUCUUCCAGCUGGAACUGGAGCUGGGUUGGGAAUGUGAGUGGGGGACGCUGCUGGUGGAACUGAGAGCUCCCAGUUUGGUGAUGCUGUGGUAGGAAAUGUGGCUCGGGGUCGAUGAUCCCAAUAUCCAGAGGAUUAUUUUAUGUUUUCCCCCAUCCCCAGUUCCUUUCCUGAGAAGGGGUGCUGCUUCCUCCAGCUGUUACAAGGUGAUGAGGAAAAAGAGAAGUAUUUUUUUAAACACUGAAUUAAUUUCUAAACUGCCUGAAAGAGAGUUUAUAGCUCCACCUGACCCUUCCCUGACGUUCAGCCUGGUGCAGGGGCUCUCCCCAUCCCCAUCCCUGGGAUGUGCCUGGCUCUGCCUGCRCUGGGAUCAACGUCAAACACGGGGAAAAAAAAAUCCCUUCUUUGUUCUGAGGAUGGGGAGGUCCAGGUCCCACCAAAACCCUUGGAGAGGGAGGAUUUUGGAUGGUACCCAGACCUUGCUCCGACCUUCAGAACAAAGGAAGGGUGUCCUUCUUCACUCCUGGUGAAGARUCUGACUUUUCAGAGACACUUUGCUUUGUAUUUUUGUUGGUUUUUUU
Malurus melanocephalus (red-backed fairy wren) is the source of this 6585-nucleotide messenger RNA. It is a transcript of the gene SLC7A5, whose product is annotated as solute carrier family 7 member 5. NCBI's taxonomy places the organism in Eukaryota, Metazoa, Chordata, Aves, Passeriformes, Maluridae. Gene Ontology annotation, molecular function: L-amino acid transmembrane transporter activity; neutral L-amino acid transmembrane transporter activity. The record is from RefSeq and is a predicted model, not a curated record. Gene Ontology annotation, biological process: amino acid transmembrane transport; neutral amino acid transport. Gene Ontology annotation, cellular component: membrane. The transcript is spliced from 10 exons. Bases 93 to 1661 code for a protein of 522 amino acids.